AUGCUCAGCUUAUCGCACUUGUUGUCGGCGGCGGCCAUGGUCGCCCUCGCGUCGGCGGCGGCCGAGCCCAAGGACAUUUACUGCGCGGGCCCGGUCCUCGAGACGAUCCAAGAUGCGCGGCUCUACAACGACAGCAAGCACUUUGUGGACAUGGUCAUGAAGGCGUCGCCGCAGACAGUCCUCGACGCGUUCACUCAGCUGCCCGACCACUCGAACGCGACGCUCAAGGCAUUUGUCGCCAAGUACUUUGACGAGCCGUCGACGGACCUCGUCGAGAUCGCGCUGCCCGACUUUAAGGAACACCGAGAUGAAGGCGUGGCGCUCGAGAUCAACAAGCUCUGGAAGCUCCUCGGCCGCAAGCGCGUGCUGCCGGAAGGCUACUACGGGUCGCACCUCCCGACCAAGCACAACCUCGUCGUGCCCGGCGGCCGCUUCCGCGAGAGCUACUACUGGGACUCGUACUGGAUCAUCCACGGUCUUCUCAAGAGCGACAUGGCCGAGACCGCCAAGGGCGUUGCGCAGAACCUCCUCGACUUUGUCGCUGACUAUGGCUUUGUGCCCAACGGCGGCCGCAUCUACUACCUCAACCGCAGCCAGCCGCCGCUCCUCUCGGACAUGGUGCGCAUCAUCUGGGAGGCAACCAAGGACGACGCGUUCCUCAAGCAAGCGCUGCCGCUCCUCGAGAAGGAGUACGCGUUCUGGAUGGCGACGGGCGCAGCGUCCCACCGCGUCGAGGUCACGGCCGCGGACGGCACCACCCACGUGCUCAACCGGUACUUCUCGGCCGGCACGGAGCCGCGUCCCGAGUCGUUCCGCGAAGACAUGGAGACGGCCAAGCUCGUCCCCGAGGCGAGUCGCGCGGGUCUAUAUCAAAACAUCAUUGCGGCGGCCGAGAGCGGCUGGGACUUUUCCAGCCGCUGGUUCGAAGACGGCAAGACCAUGAAGUCGCUCUACACGACGCAGGUGGUGCCGGUGGACCUCAACGCGAUCAUGCACAAGUUUGAGGUCAACCUCGGGGUCAUGCACCGCCAUUUUGGCAACGCCGAGAAGGCGUCGACGUUCGACGCCGCGGCGAAAGCGCGUCGGGCGGCCAUUGACGCGAUCCUCUGGAGCGACGCUAGCGGCGCGUGGAAGGACUUCAUCCUGAGCACCAAGAAGCACUCGAGCAUCGUGUCGAUCUCCGACUACACGCCGCUGUGGGCGCAGGCGUACGACGGAUCGGACGCCAAGCGCAACGCCAAGGUGCUCUCGAGCCUCCAAAGCUCGGGUCUCGUCCUCGUCGCAGGCAUUCAGACGACGACGGCCCAUACUGGCCAGCAGUGGGACGCCUACAACGCGUGGGCGCCCGAGAUCGACUUUACCGUCGAAGGUCUCUUGCACAUGAACUCGUCCGACGCGACCGCGUUUGCGUCCAAGAUCGUGACCGACUGGGUCCAAACGGGCCACUCGGCGUUCCAGAAGACGGGCUACAUGCUCGAAAAGUCAACGCGUCGGUCGUCGUACGAUCUCCAGUUUGGUUUUGGCUGGUCCAACGGCGUCAUCCUCAAGUUUCUCACCGACUACCAAGAUUUGUACCACCACGACCGCUGCUAA
This is a messenger RNA of Saprolegnia parasitica CBS 223.65, 1593 nucleotides long. RefSeq names its product trehalase. Lineage: Eukaryota; Oomycota; Saprolegniomycetes; Saprolegniales; Saprolegniaceae. The transcript has 3 exons. Gene Ontology annotation, biological process: trehalose catabolic process. The coding region runs from base 1 to 1593 and encodes 530 amino acids. The record is from RefSeq and is a predicted model, not a curated record. Gene Ontology annotation, molecular function: alpha,alpha-trehalase activity.